CUCUUCUCGCACCGAUCACGACCAGAUCAAACUCACCCCUCUCAACAUCUUUCUUCCUUUCGUCUGUCUACCUCUAGUCGUUCUCUUCUUCAAUUCCUCGCAGAGUCCGCGCAGCUGUGCUGUUCAGCGACGUUACGCAUUCAUUAAGGAUUAUCAGCAACCGGAGCGCUGAUACGCUCGCUUGUGGUUGAAACCAGAAAGAUUGUCCUCAAGGCAUCGCAGUCGAAACGUGCCAGCGCCUCAUUCCUUCGGUCUUUGACAGAAUCUCGUUGUGGAGUCGACAUUGUCGCUGAAGUGCGUUUCGUUGCCUUGAUACUGUGCAGAGACGAAGCAGUCUUGCUAUCUGGUCAACUAUUCAUCGAGCUGUAGUGAACAGCAGCGGCAAGGCUGUUCAAAUUCCCCCGGAUAUUCACCUGUUGAUCUUUUAGCAAUCCUCAUAGGGGCUCGAUGGACCGUGUUCCGAGUGUACUGAUCGCGUCUUGUUGUUAAAACUGAUAAUGCGCCGAAACGGGACGACAUAGUUGGCUGUAACUGGUUGGGCUCAGAAAGGAUAUCGGUGUGGUUAGUCUGCUGCUGCGCGCGUCAGUCACACCGCAAGGGAUGCAAGCAGAAGGAGACGAGUUUGGACACUGGAUGCAGGAAGGACGCCCUGUUCAUGGUCAGCCUCAAAGCCACAGUGACACACCGGAUAUGCCUGGCAUGGUUUCACGGACGAAUUCGUUUCCAGGUACGCAAGAGAUGUCUGUCGAAGGUCAAGCGCUGUCUCCAUCCGACAAGAAGCGCAACAAACUUGGUUAUCAUCGAACUGCGGUAGCCUGUGGUCACUGUCGACGUCGCAAGAUUCGCUGUAUCGCCGCCAUCGAUGAUCCUGCUGGCCGAUGUCAGAAUUGUAUUCGCUUGAAAAAAGAUUGUCACUUCUACCCCGUCGAUCAGAAUUCGACGCCAGGUAAGCGCGCGAGGUCUGGUACCAAGUCCGACAACAUCUUCAGCGAAGGCGAUACUUCGGUUGCCUCUUCCUCUCCCGGCGGCAUGCUCAGAAGCAACUCGUUCGAACGUGUAGAACAAGAUGAAGGUUUCGAGUAUCCCAGUCCCUUUGAACACCACCGUCAGCAGCAGCAGCAACAACAACAACAACAACAGCAUGGACAGACAGUCACGCCUUCCGCGUAUCUCAACCAGUCACCUCGACAUUUCGCGACCGAACCUUUAACUUCAGGAUAUUAUCCUAAUUAUGCACAUCCUGCAUCUGGGACAUACCCAUCAGCCUUCACAACUGGCUCUCUUCCUUCCACAAUGGCAAUGCCACAGGAAAGCGCGUAUGGUUACCCGACACCGCAUCCCAAUGAAGCCUACAACUGGGGUCAAAUUCCACCAAGACCUUCUGGUACGGAGGCUGAAGACAUGCAGCAUGGGUUUCCUGCGGCCUAUCGAAGUCAUACCUAUCCAACUUUUGAUCGAAGAACGUCACAACCCUUACAACAGAUGCCCUCAUCGGCCCAUGGAAUGAUAAAUUUCGAGCUUGACCAUCAGCAAAGCUCAAUUCAGGCAAAUCUCCACGAGCCAACCUCAUAUCAGCCACUUCAUGACUUGAAUGAAUGGCCAGGGUCAGCAUCUAGACAGCCUGCACAUCUUGCUGAAUCCGCACCGAUUCCAUAUCCACACGGCUGGUACUCGCAUAAUUCGACCACUACAGGUAACAGAGAAGAAGGGGGUUCCUCACACAUCCUGCUUUCACAGCAUCGUGACUUUCGCGAAAGUCAACAUAAACCAGGUUGAUGCGGAGCUUCGUGGUACUAAGCCACGGGUACGAUAGUUAAAAACAAUUUUUUUCCAUGCAAGGCAACGCGGGUUAUUUGGCCGUCACCACUCAUGCACCAGCCAGCUCGAUGCGUGUACACUUUACCAAACCAAUUUGUUGGGGGCCUCUUCAUCAUCGGGCGAUACGACGAUUGGGAGAUUUUGGUCGAGUAAGAUGGCAGAUGUGUUGGACAUAAAAAAUCACAGGCGCGAGAAGAAUACGCGACUCCGCCAUCUCGAGCACGAAAUUUAAUCUUCUGGAGGCGCUGGUGGAAGUUGAAUGCCGUUGACAGGCCAACACGCAAUAUGUGUCCUUGUAUGCCAGUAAAGUUGAUGAUUCCAAGAACGCAUGGUAUCUUGGAACUGGUAAGGUCCAUAUUUUGCUGCGCAAACAACCACCAAAGCCAUGUCAAGCCGAGCAACUUGUACAGCAGUUACAGCAGGGCAGGGCACAGUUUGCUAAAAUGGCAAGAGGCAUCUGCCGAAGCUUGGUGAAGAGUCGAAAGAUGGCCAGGGUGUAGGAGGGAGGAUCUCCUCUGGGUUCAGGCAGACAUUUUCGAGGUCAGCUCUCCUGUGGCCUCUUUUUAGGAUAUAAUGUCGGAAGAAACGAAAAGCUAGACCAGCCCUAGGUGGAUCUGUUGUGACAGCACAAAAAGAAGCCUUGAAAUUCCAAUUGUAUGUGAAUCUUUCACCUCAGGCAACAUAUGGCAAACUUCCAAAAGAACCACAUCUGAACAUAGGGACAUCGAACUUGAU
Molecule: messenger RNA, 2553 nt
Organism: Exophiala oligosperma
Lineage: Eukaryota; Fungi; Ascomycota; Eurotiomycetes; Chaetothyriales; Herpotrichiellaceae
Exons: 3
Coding region: 601-1776 (391 amino acids)
Biological process (GO): regulation of DNA-templated transcription
Molecular function (GO): zinc ion binding; DNA-binding transcription factor activity, RNA polymerase II-specific
Source: RefSeq, a predicted model, not a curated record